UAAUUAUAUUUAAACAAUAUUCCAUGUGCUGUAAUUUAAAAAUUAUAUAAAAAUACCAGUUAUUUAAUAAAUCAAAAGAAAUAAGUCUUCUAAACGUUUGAAUUUUUAUAUUUUUAUUUAUCGGUCGUUUAUAGGUUACGUUAUACAUUACACAAAAUUAUAAUUUUUAAUGUUUUCUAAUGAACCGGUGAUAAUUGCGUGAAGUAUUUUAAUUUUUUGUGUAAAUAUAGAAUCGUUUAUCUAAUAUACUUACAGUGUGUUUAGUGCAAAAAAAAGUGCUGUAAAAUAAGCAAACAAUAAUCUGUGAAUCAGAUAAAAGGUGAAAGAUAAAAGUUCUACAUGCCCUUUGAUCGCUCAAUGUUUUUAUAAAUAUUGUCAAUAUUUUAUACAGAUAUUAUUUCAACAUUGAGAUAAUUGUAGUUUACAAACGUGUUAGUGUUUUAAUUGUUUAAAAGGCCUUCUCCAUUUGUUGUAAAAAAUGGUUCUAUCAAAGCCACGAGAUAUUAUUUAUGAAUUAGUAGGAGCUUAUUUUCAACGACUUUAUACCAGUCCAGUGAAAACAAAAGCACUAACAAGUUGUGUUUUUGCCACUUUGGGAAAUUUAAUUUCCCAAAAAUUGUCGGGGACAAAGUAUUUAAAUCAAGACAGUUUAGUGGCUUUUGCUUUAUUUGGGCUUCUAAUUGGUGGUCCAGUUCCGCAUUAUUUUUAUAUGUACGUAACACGAUUUGUUCGGCAUCCCCUGGGUUUCUUACUUAUUGAAAGAUUAUUGUACACUCCAGGAUUUGUAGCUCUUGCUCUUUACAUGCUUGCUCGAUUCGAGGGAAAAUCACACGAAGUCUCACAGGACCAAUUGAAGAAACUCUAUUGGCCAACUCUUGUUGCAAAUCUCAAAUAUCUGACGCUAUUGCAGUACAUAAAUAUACGAUUUGUUCCUCCAGUGUUACGUGUUUUAUUCGUCAACGCAGUUGGUUUACUCUGGUCAAUUUACCUCGCGAAUCAACGUGCCAAAGUUACGAGAGACAGAUCGAGAAAUAUGUAAAUUUCUCUCCAUAAUCAGCAAAAAAAAAAUUAAAUUUCCAUAAAUUCCUUCGGACUAUUGAUAAUGAAAGCAAUCAAGAAAGGUGAUAUUUUACAAUUUUAUAUAAACUGAUGUUUUAUUUUCUCUUUUAUUUUUAUCUUCCAAAGGGUUAAGGUUCUUAAAUUUAUAUAAUAUUUUUUAAAAACUCUUCCACGAUGUCUUUUACGAAAGAAUUAUAUAUCAAAGACAAUGAGUUUUAUUAUUAAUAUUACGUUUUGCCAAAAAGUUUCACUAAAAGAGUGAAAUUUUUUUUAAACAGUUAUAUAGAGCGUUAUUUUAUAAAAAAAAAAGUUCUUUAUUUAAACCAUUUAAACAUUACAUUCCAAUAUAGACUAUAAAAUAUUGAAUUUACAAUCAAUAAUUUUUAUUUGUAUAAAUUUG
This is a messenger RNA of Leptopilina heterotoma, 1459 nucleotides long. RefSeq names its product peroxisomal membrane protein 2. Bases 479 to 1039 code for a protein of 186 amino acids. The record is from RefSeq and is a predicted model, not a curated record. Gene Ontology annotation, cellular component: membrane; cytoplasm. NCBI's taxonomy places the organism in Eukaryota, Metazoa, Arthropoda, Insecta, Hymenoptera, Figitidae. The transcript is spliced from 5 exons.